GAAGUUUGAAGUGUUUCUACGCAUGCGCAGCUGAGGCUGUUUGUCCAGUUGGGCUGGUUUGACUUUUGCCAGCGAGCUUUCAGAGUCGAGUUUGCGGUUCCCAUGCGGAGCAUUUGAGGCACGUCAACCCGCGGGCGGUGCUUCCAUACCGGUCCAGAUGCUCGAGACUUUCCUCCCGCCUCCUCGGAGCGUGUGACUAAAGCUUCCCGCUGCAGAGCGUCACGGCGGGAUCCCUCUAUCUUGUGUGUCGGACGGUGGGCAUACUACAAGGAAGCAGGCGGCAGGUGCACCCGGGAGAGGACGAGGUAGGGCGGGAGGAAGGAGGAGGAGCAGGGCGGCCCCCGCGGAGAAGAAAUCAACUGGUUGGCUUCUUCCAUUAGCAUGCGUGUCGAGUCCCCGCGUCCUAUCUGAGUCGGCGAGUCUCCUCCUGCGCCUACCGACCGAGUGACUCCUCGGCCCGGGGCUGAGGACGCGGAGUAGACGAGACGCUCGGAACACCACAGUGGCGGGACACCCCUAUUCACUUGAGGGAAGAAUGAUGGGCUUUUUGCGCCGGACUUUUAGCCGUCGCUCGCGAAGCCGCUUCCAGGCAAGAGAGAGGGACGAGCGGGACGGUACGGCCGGAGGAGGGAACCCCUUGCUCAUGGCCCACCAGCAGCAGGUCGUUCACGCGCCUGCCGUGGUCACCGGGGGAGCGGCUGUCCACAUCCCGGCUGCCGGGAACGCGAGGACUGCCAUCACCUGCCGAGUCCUGCUGCUGGACGGCUCGGACGUCAGCGUGGAUUUAUCUAGCAAAAGCAAAGGCCAGGACCUUUUUGACCAAAUCAUGUAUCACAUAGAUCUGGUGGAGGCGGAUUACUUUGGCCUGCAGUACAUGGACACAGACCAAGUCUCGCACUGGUUGGAUAUGUCCAAACAAAUCAAGAAGCAGAUCCGAGAUGGUCCGCCAUUUCGACUGUUCUUUCGAGUAAAAUUUUACUCCUCAGAGCCAAAUAACCUGCGGGAAGAAUUCACAAGGUACCUGUUUGUGCUGCAGCUUCGACAGGACAUUUUGUCUGGAAAAUUGAAAUGUCCAUAUGAUGUCUCAGUAGAGCUGGCUGCCUAUUGUUUGCAAAGCGAGCUAGGAGACUGCGAUCCUUUGGAACACUCUCCUGAGCUGGUGUCGGAGUUCCGCUUCACUCCCAAGCAGAGCGAGGCCAUGGAGGCGGACAUCUUCGGCAGGUGGUUGGAUCUCAGAGGGAAGAGUCCGUCUCAAGCUGAGAUCUCCUUUCUCAACAAAUGCAAGUGGCUGGAGCUUUACGGCGUAGAUAUGCAUUUUGUUAAGGGAAGAGACGGGGGUGACUAUGCACUCGGCCUAACUCCUACUGGCAUCCUGGUGUUUGAGGGUUCCAACAAAAUUGGCCUCUUCUUUUGGCCCAAAAUCACUCGUCUGGACUUUAAAAAGAGUCGACUCACCCUGGUGGUGGUGGAGGAUGACGAUCAGGGCCGUGAGCAGGAACACACAUUUGUGUUCCAGCUGGCCAGCGCCAAGAGCUGCAAGCACGUGUGGAAGUGCGCCGUGGAGAGCCACGCCUUUUUUCGGCUACGCCAGCCAACCACUGGCAAGCCAGGGCGCAGUGACUUCACGCGACUUGGCUCCCGUUUCAGAUUCAGUGGUAAGACGGAGUAUCAGGCGACCCACGGAAGCCGGCUAAGGAGAGCCAGCACAUUCGAGAGACGGCCAAGCAAACGAUACCCCUCCCGUACGCAGUCUCUGGGCAAAGUCGCCGCCAUUUCUCCGGCCAAGCCGCCACGCAUCAGCCCUGAUCCCAGCCUACAUGCAUACCAGCACAACAUCCCGGUGGUGGGUCACGAGGCGUGGCGCCCAUCCCACCCUGCCUACACGCCCUCAGUUUACCUGCAGCCGGCUGCUCACACUCACACGGCACCGCACAGCUUCCCUCUGAGCGGUCCGGCCUCCGACCAUCAGCUCAGCGUGGAAGAGAAUGAGACGUCCUAUUCUGGCAAGGUGCAUCGCCGCCACCGCCGCCACACGCACAGCCAGGAAACGCUCUGCCACACACACAACAAAAUCAAGUGUCAUGCUUCACCUUGUCACGGAGAAGAGUUGGAUAUGUCUCCGUCUUUCCGCAAGGCCGUGGAGUCGGACAGCGAGUGUCCUGCGUGGCCGUCGUUCUGCAUCAACAUGGACAACAAGGGAGAAGAGAAGCAGCUCUCGGAAAAGUCUCUGCACCCCUCCACCGCCUCCUCGCCAGCCCUACUCCCAGACCACCUCAAGUGCAACAUUCUUAAGGCCCAGAUGGAGGCGGCUUUCAGGAAGGACGGUUCAUUGAGUCCAAGAGGAAAGAACGCUAAUAUGCCAUUCAAGGACAGGUAUCAGAACUCUUCUCAAGACUCAUCUGCAUCCAGUUUUUCUACGGACAAAAUGUCCCCGAGACCAGACGGCCGUUUUUCAUCCGACAGGCUUCAGCCAAACUCAAACUCGUGCACCAACCGCAGGAAACGUCUCGUCAGACAAUUCAGCUUUAACCAUGAAGAUGAAGAGAAUCUUCCUGAAGCUCUGGCAGCCAUCUCCUGUGAAAGCACGGGGAAAUCUGGCUCCAGUAGUUCACUGGACAAACAGAUUCAGCCCUCCAUUUACCCACAGGUGGAUAAUGUGCCAACACUGGAAGUGGCUAGUUCAUGCUGUGUCUCCCCUUUGCCUUCUCCCCACCUCUCUCCUUCGUGCUACUGUAGUCCCCUCCCUCACUUGGCCCCUUACCUUGCAGCCCAUCACGACAGUGAGACACAACUAGCAACCAGAGCCAAGUGUGCAGUUCUACCAUAACACCAUUUACCUAUGGAGAGGAAGUGAGGCUGGACAGAGAGAAGAUCCUGCGAGCGCUCUUGAUGACCGAGCUCUGAGUAAACAUCUCAUGCCGUCUUGACGUGGAAGCAAAAGGAGACCUAAAGGCGCAUUUUUGUUCUUUUUUUUUUUCCAAUUUGCAUACAUGAUGCAAAAAUAGGAACAUAGAGAAUCAAUAUGAAAAAUUUGCUCUUUAAAUGCUGCGUUUUUGUGAUAUAAAAAUGUCACCUAGACAAAUCAGUCAAAAAUUUUGAAUUUAACCUCUUAAUUAUUUUGGUAGAGGUUACAAUUAUGAGGGGAACAUAUUCAUCUUGGUCUCAUUUUUGAUACUGUAUCACAGAAACCUGGGGUGUGUAGACUUAUUGUAGUCAUUGCAUUGAACUUGAAUGUACUUGACUUAUUCCAAGAGAAUAACAUUUUUAUUGCGCCUGAGGCAAGAAAUGGAUGUUCAACUUAGCAUACACUGCAUAUCCAAGUAUAGCUUUGUCAACUUUAUACUGUACUCUUAUAGACAAAAAAUUUUUGGAUACUGGGCUGUUCCACCUCCAUCUUUGUUCUAGCUGAUCCCAAAGGCGUUAAAUGAGAUUCUCUUCCGCACAAAAUCACCCAAGCAUGCCUUUUUCUUAUGGACCCUUCUUCGUUGACUUCCCCAACCUGCUUUCCAGUUUCAAUUAUCCAACAGGGCUUGGAAUUUGGGGGUAUUAUCUCAUCCAUUGAGUGUAUUUUUCAAAUAAGCAGCUGAAGUCCAAGCCAUUUUGUCCAGAUUGUGUUGCAUGCGCUUUCUAAAAAGUGUCAACAUCAUCCAUUAAAGUUCACUACUCCUUCUAUGUUUUCGUUCCUCUCAGAAAUUUAAGGAAUGUUUUAUUGGGAUAUUAUAUACGACCCAUAAAAGUAUUGGUUGGUUGGUUUAUUAAGAAUCAAAGGAACUUCUACUGUAAGUUAUUAAAGUAUAUAUUAAUAUCUUGCAAUGUACUACGAUCAUUUCUUGAGUUUCAAAUGUAUGUUGUAUUUUUUAAAUGUAUUAUUGCUAUAAAGAAAAAGCAAAGUACAGUGGUACCUCUACUUACGAAUGUCUCUACAUACAGAAUUUUCAGGUUACAUAAGCCUCAACGGGAAACUAUUGCCUCUUGUUUCAGGAUACGAAAAGCAAAGCAGUUCCCAGAGUUUCCUGAACAUAACAUAAUUAUAGCUGCUCUGCUAUUGGCUAUUGCCUAGCAUCUUCCUGGCAUUCAAUUGGCUAAGAAGGGCCUCUACUGCAUGUGUAUGUGUAUCCAAUCAUCCUCUUCAUUCGCUCCUCUGGCGAUGAGGUGUUCCGACAGCUUUACGUAAGUGUAUUAACUUUUAUUCUUUGUUUUUUUUACAUGCCGUAGUUUUCGGACUAUACAACACACCUGAGUAUAAGUCGCACCAGCCAAAAAAUGUGCAAUGAAAAGGUUAAAAAACAUAUAUAAGUCGCACCAGCGUAUAUGUCGCAUUUUGGGGGGGAAAUGUAUCUGAUAGAAUCCAGCACCAAGAACAGACAUGUCAUCUUGAAAGGCAAUUUAAAAUACAAUAGAGAACAACAGGCUGAAUAGGUUAUGGUAUACUAACAUAACAUGACGCUAGAAUUUAAAUCGGGCCUAAAAAAUCCAGCCCGAACGGACCGUGGGUAUUAAAGCCCGACGCGAACCGAGCCUGAUCAAUUAACUUGAUUUGCUUGCCAAGCCCAAAAAAACUCAAUUUUAUGUUUUAUUUGUAGGCACGAGCCCGAAAAAAAAACAAAAUUAUAUGUUUUAUUUGUGAGGACUCAGACGAAGGAGGAAAUGCGGGGAUGCGAUGCAUGGUUGCGUUUUGUUUGAUCACGUUUGUGACGAUGCCAGUGCACAUAUGCAUAAUGAUAACAAAUUAAAGCCUGUCUUUUGUAACGAAUUCUCCCAGUUAAACAAGACUGUAAGAUGGAUAUUCAAUAAACAUUUAUAUCUUUUAUAUUUGCGUGUCUGUUCUAAUAGGCGGAUAGUGGAUUUGACAUUUAUUUUAAUCUCCUCUAGUUGGCAGAAAAAAACGUUUCUCAAUGUUUAAAUAGUCUACAUAUUUUUAUGAUCAUUAUAAAUGCAUUUACACAACGAAAUAACGCUGGAAAAGUUCGUUAAAUAUAUUUCUCAUGAGACCAAAGUGUUACAUUCGUUUACAUUCAGCGAGGCCAACACAGGUUUCCGUAUCUUCAACAAUCAAUUUGAAUCCUUUCCAUAUCCCACUCCUACCGCAGUUGUUUGCUUUUCAAUUCCCCUUUCUUUAGUUUGUUUUUCACUCCUUUAGCUGUUCCAUAUCGAAAAGGAAAUACCAGGAUGCUUGCGGAGGGGAAGAUUGAAAAGAGAGCGUGGCCACUGCGUUCACGUGCGCAGGAAUGCACAGCACCUUCUCUGUUUUAUCCAAAUUAUUUAUUUUAUUUAACAUCCAUACAUCGUUUUGGUAUGAAUAUAUAAAUAUAUAUUCAUUUAUUAAAAAGUUAGCGAGAGUGAAGUCGGCCCGGCCCGACCGUAAAUAAUCACACAUAAAUCGCUCCAGAGUAUAAGACGCACCCUGUGCCAAACUAUGAAUAAAAACUGAUUUAUAGUCCGAAAAAUACGGUAAUGCACAACUCUCAUUUUACGUUUAUUGUGCAAUAAUUUAAUUGUAACAUGUAUUUAUUGUAUGUUUUUGAUGCAUUUUUAUGUUUUAUAAAAGAUUUAUGUCUGAAUUUUGGGGGGCUUAGAACAGAUUAGGGUGGGGGUCAGCAACCCGAGGCUCUGGAGCUGCCCUAGUGGAGCUAUUUCAAAAAUGUUUGAAUAUGGCAAAAAAUGGGGGAGGGUGAUAUAUUUUUACUUUCAUUUUGCUUUAGGUUCAUUCUAAUUCAUUAAUUUUGUCAUGAAGUCAAACGAGGCAGCAUCAUACAAUGGAGUGUGUGUCAUCCUCUAUAGAAUGGGAAAAUGGGGAAAAAUAAACAUUUACCAUAUUUUCCGCAAUAUAAGGCGCAUCAGCGUAUAAGGCGCACCUUCAAUGAAUGGCCUAUUUUAAAGACAUUUUCAUGUAUACGGCGCACUGCAUUACAAGGCACAGUAGUAGUAGUAGUUAGGGAUGGGAAUCGAAAUCCAAUUCCAUUUCGGAACCGGUUCCGAGUGUUUCGAGGCCUCGACAUCAUAAUGAAAAAGCCUUAACGAUCCCUAAAGACGCAUAUUGCGUCGUGACGUGUCUUGUUGUCCAGACGCAUCAAACUAGCAUGGCGCCAAGAACCACUCGCUCCAAAGUUUGGCUACACUUCACCAGGAAAAAGGGUGAAAAUGAAAGGUUACGAUAGUUUAGCACGAGCGUUGCCGCCGUAAACAUAACAAUGACAGCACGUAGGUUCGAACGCUCGAAAGUGUGUCUUCACUUCACGAGGAAAAAUUACAACAAAGCGACUUGCAGUCAUUGCGAGAUGGAAAUAACUGCAUCGGGAGGGAAUAGACUGCACUGUCCUCAACGAGACACUAAGGCUCAGUCCUGGCUAUACAGCUAGCUAAAAUCCCAAAUGACGAUGCAGAAGACGUUGGUAUAAUUUGCUGACUUUAUUCAACCAUCACUUGAAACUAAAAAUAGAAAUGAAACAAAUCAAUUUCGUCCCCAAUAACAAACAGGAUUGCAUCAACGUAAAUCAGCGAUGAUUAGCUGCUAACACAGUAAUAACAGUUAGCAUGCGUUCGCUAGCAUUAGCACAUCGUUUAAACCACUACACAACUGGAUUUAAGUAUCCGAUCGCGAGUGGAAACACACAACAACAACACAGAAGAUGAUACAUACAGGCGUUGGCUCUUUAGAUAUUUUACAAACAUUAACAAAGAACGUAGGCUCAUGGCAGUGUUUCCCUUUCUCACUAACUCUCUCACUUGCUUGGAUGCAGCAUUUCUUCUUCUUCACGUGAGCGCGUUCUUCUUCGCGUGAGGAAGCGCAAGGGCGCCACCACUUGAGCGUGAAAGCGCCAUAAAAACUAAAAGGCAUGCAUUUCAAUAUACUAGUAAAUAAAAACAGGGGUCCCCAAACUACGGCCCGCGGCUCCAUAUUUGGUCCGACCCCCUGAACAAUUUCAGAGAGCAUUUUGAAUUUUUUUUGUUUUUUUCUCCCUCAGUAGUGUUAUUUAUUUCCUGGCCUUUUUCAGUGAAGAACUCACAGAGGGUUAUUUGGUUAUUAUCUAUUUAAUUAAUAGUGCUAUUAUUAUUUAUUAUUAUUAUAUUAUAUUAUACUAUUAUUUUUAUUUUAUUUACUUUUGUUCCGUGAAGAAUCCACAGAGGGUUAUUUGAUUGUGGCUUUCUGAAAAACAAUAUUUUUUUUUACAUUUACGCACUCCUGCAAUCGUCACACUUUUUCUGUUACAAACUGACCCCGGCCUCUCAUCAGAGAAGGGAAAAGUUAUGUGGCCCUCACAGGAAAAAGUUUGGGGACAUUGCCAAAGACAGAACAAUAACCUAUAUGCCAAAAUAUACCAAUAUUUUUUAUUUCUAUUAGAAAAAUGUUUCAGUAAAAUGUUACACAUUCUUAUGCAUUUGCCACUUAUUGCCACAGUUAACAUUUAGGCUUUGGGCCUCUUUUGACCUCGUUGUGAGUUUGUAAGGUUGUGACUUCUGAUUAAACAAACUUGAUGCCAAUCAAAAUGUUUGUUCUUCUUUUUCCUGAAAUUAGAAUCGAUAAGAGAGUUGAUAAAGAAUCGAAUCGUUAAGCAAUAUCGAUAAUGGAAUCGGAAUCGUAAAAAUCGUAUCAAUUCCCAUCCCUAGCAGUUGUAGUAGAAGACGUUGCGUUAUGCAUCCACAAGAUGGAGUUGAGCUAAAUGGAAUGUCAUGCUAUGAUUAACCAAUAUUGAUCCAUAUGUAAGGCGCAUCGUAUCAUAAGGCGCACUGUCGGCUUUUGAGAAAAUUUAUGGCUUUCAGUUGCGGCUUAUUGUGCGGAAAUACGAUAAUCAUGAAAGCUCAUAAAGUAUUUGAAGCCAACGUAGUCAUUUUGAUAGUAGGAUAAUAUAGCUAAUAUAGAUAAAUACAGCAUAUGUGUUGCCUUCGUUAUAAGGCUUUCAUAUUUUUGUGGCUCCAGACAUGUUUUUUUUUUGUUUUGCUCCAACAUAUAGCUCUUUCAACAAUUUGGGUUGCCGACCCCCGGAUUAGGGUAUUUACAUGGAAAACGCGUCUCUACUGACAGAUUUUUCAGUUUGAGAAACUACUUCCACAACCAAUUAAUUUAGUAAGUAGAGGUACCACUGUAUGUAUACAACAGAUUUUGCAAAUCAAUAAAGUUUAUUUCCUUGAGAAACAUUAUCCCAAAGAGAUCUUAAUCAAGUGAAAAAUAAAAAUGAUGAAUUAUUUAUUAUGAGGUUGUAUAAAUACUACUGUCUGAAUCUUAUGGUUAGAAUGUGAUUUCAGUGGUUAACAAUUUGUUGCAUUGAUGCAAACUUUUGUUCCUAUAUGAUUUUGGGAUGAUAAUAAUCCAGAUU
Molecule: messenger RNA, 8315 nt
Organism: Corythoichthys intestinalis (scribbled pipefish)
Lineage: Eukaryota; Metazoa; Chordata; Actinopteri; Syngnathiformes; Syngnathidae
Gene: epb41l4b
Product: erythrocyte membrane protein band 4.1 like 4B
Exons: 24
Coding region: 536-2827 (763 amino acids)
Cellular component (GO): cytoskeleton
Molecular function (GO): cytoskeletal protein binding
Source: RefSeq, a predicted model, not a curated record